This is a messenger RNA of Branchiostoma belcheri (Belcher's lancelet), 2267 nucleotides long. Its product is annotated as E3 ubiquitin-protein ligase Midline-1-like. The transcript has 2 exons. The record is from RefSeq and is a predicted model, not a curated record. NCBI's taxonomy places the organism in Eukaryota, Metazoa, Chordata, Leptocardii, Amphioxiformes, Branchiostomatidae. Bases 128 to 2077 code for a protein of 649 amino acids. Gene Ontology annotation, molecular function: zinc ion binding; protein binding.
UUGGAUGAUGGGAAUAAGGAAAUGGCCUUGUCGUUGGGAUCAGGUGUCGGUGUCCACUGUUACAGUAAUUUUCCACCUGUCUCUCCAGAAUAACGCUCGGUACACAUUUUGACGAAAACCUCUCACUAUGGAGGGUUUAGAAAGUGAACUGACGUGCCCUGUCUGUCUGGAACUGUUCAGCUGUCCCUUGCUGUUGCCAUGUCUCCACAGUUUGUGUUUCAGGUGCGCCGACGAUAUCCUCUUACAGACCCUGAAGGCGAAACCAGUAGUCGAGGAGUCAGCGGAGGCGUCGCCUUCCACCGAUCGCGAAGACACCACCACCGGGUUCCCUUGCCCUAUCUGUCGGGAACGAGUGCCCAUCGACGACCGUGGUUUGGACGGGCUGCGUCGAAAUAUGAUGCUAGCAAACAUCGUGGAACGCUACCAGCACCUGUCCAUGACAGAGGGUGCCUCAUUCACCAAAGUUCCUUGCCAGCUCUGCGAAGACGCGCCGAUGGAGGCCUGUAUGACUUGCGUGACGUGCAGGGCUUCGUACUGUGAGCAGUGCCUGUCGACCCUGCACCCGAUGCGCGGCCCUCUCGCCUCUCACGAGCUCGUGGAACCGACGACAAAGCUAGACCAGCCCCGGGUGCUGACGUGCCCCGACCACAGGAACGAGCGGCUGAACAUGUUCUGUCUGACGGACCAGACCCCCGUGUGCUCCCUCUGCAAACUGGUCGGCAAGCACAAGGAGCACGACAUGGAAGAUCUCGGACAGGUGUUCGAGAAAAACUUCGCAGUUUUGCUCCAAAGCUCUGACAGACUGAAGGAGAAGCUGACGUCCCUGAGAGACGGUUUGAAACGGAUGGAAACGUUCAGGGAAGGAAUGAGCCAACGUGCGGCAGAGCUGAAAUCCAAGGUCAGAGACGAGUGUAAGAAGCUUGUGGAAAUCAUACAGCAGCGAGAAACUGACAUGGAACGUGGCGUCGACAAAGCCAAAGAGACUGAAGAGGAAGCGGUAGAGGCAUUCCUGGAGAGAACGCGAGACAACGAGCGUAAGGUCGGCGCCCUGGUGACCUACGUGACCGAGGUUCUGAAGGAAAGAGACGCCGCGGCGUUCUUACAGACGUGGAAGACGCUCCACACGCACGUGCAGAAGGCCCUGCAGUUGCCGGAGCUGAAGGACGACACGGUGUGGCAGCACCUGGAGCACCUGUCUGUAGACUUCAGCUGCACAGCACACACCCUGCACCUGCUGGACUUUGGUCGGGCUCCCAAGGCACCUGACAUUCUAUUGGACAGGUGCUGGACGUCCAUGUGCGCGGCGACGCUCCAGUGGACGGGGGAGGACGCCGACGUCAUGUUUGACGUCAGGUACGCCAAGAGCCAAGAGCCAAGCUCACGGGAAGUGCAAGAAGAAGCGUGGGUGGUGCUGGAGAACGUGCACGGCUUCUCCUGUACCGUGAGAGGACUGGACUCCGACUCUAGCUACAGGUUCGUGGUGACCGCCAAGAACGGAGUGACCAAAACCUCGAGUCACGAGCUGGAGUUAACCACCAAGCCUUUCGUCUUCGCCCUGGACCCGAACACAGCUCACAGGCAACUCCGUCUGUCGGAAAACAACUCCUGCGCCACCUACGAGCCCGGGUCUGACGCCCUUCUCCCCGACCUACCGUCCCGGUUUGUGGAUCAGAAGUUCUCCGUUCUGGGCGACACGGGCGUGACGUCGGGGAGGCACUACUGGCAGGCGGUCGUGGACGACAACUGGUGCACAAUAGGCGUGGCGCACCGCUGGACUCCCCGGGACCAGCACGUCGGGUCGACCCUGCAGUCCUGGGCGCUGUGCAUCUGUAACCGCGACGACAUCGGCGUGGUUCUCCACGGCCCGACCGGAGCGUCCUUCACGCUCGGCUGCGUGUUCCGGACGAUCGGCGUCCUCCUGGAUCACGACGCCGGCACGGUCACCCUGAGCGACGCGGAGACCGGGCGUCUCAUCCACGUGUUUAAGGACUGCCUUUUCACGGAGCCGGUCUAUCCCGCGUUCUCGGUCAGUGGCAGCCUUACAGUCAUCAGUGGCGUGCCCAAUCCGUGGUCUUAGAUAAUCUAAAACGUCACCAGUUUGAGGACUUAUGUAAGAGCAACUGUACGAAAGUUGGAUUUACCAACACUAGCAGUAAUAAAUGCCAGUAAACUAGGGUAAAGUUUACUUUGUAAACAGUACCGGAAAUAACUGUAUGUGGCUUUUUAUUUACUACCAUUGUCUGGUACUUGUUUGAAUUUAAAACUUU